AGUAUAAUUUUAAUUGUGUCUUGUAUGAAAGAACUUAUUUGAGAGGAUGUUUAAACUGGAUUGUACAAAAAUUUAAUGUUUAUUGAUCCAUGAAAGGGAAAGAAAAAAAAGUAUAUAACAAAAAGGAAAACUAAAAUCUGGAAAUUAGAAUAUGUGGAUGGAACAACAGUAUUCAAUAGAUAAAAUAUGGUGCAUUUGAGGGAGUAUUUUGUGAUAAACCUGAAUUUUCAGACACAGUUAAAUUUUAUAGGAAAUAAUUUCUAAUUUACUAAUUUACAGUUUUAUCAUCUGCAUCAAUAAAGGACAUUGGACAGUUUUCAUAGGAGUUGGCGCCUUAUUCAGUGGUCAAUGUAUUGAUAAUUUAGCAAAAAAUAAAUAAUUUUUAGUUACUAUAAGGGGGCCUUUUAUAGGUGGCAAGGAUGGCAUGAGAAAGAGAAAAUAUUGUACUGGAAGGAUGUGUGUUUCUGUCAACGAGGAAGAAGACUGAAUAAGAGGACAGUUCCAGAAUCUUCAGUGAAUUGUUUUAUAAGCCCCAUUAUCAACAUGGAACGUGAACGAACGGAAAUGGUGGAGGUAAAUGAAGAAGAGAAUACAGAUGGUGUGCAUGUUACGAAGACGUACCAGACGACAGAGGUGGUAUAUCAGGAGUACGAGCCCUCGUGUCUUCAACGAUGCAGCAACAGAAUUAUACGAGUUCUGGAGACUAUGUUUUACAUGCAACAGCAAAGAAGCAUUAAGGUAGGCCUGUACGUUGCGCGGCAUCCAUUUCUCACAAUUCUGUUAAGUCUUUCCCUCUGCGGCCUUUGCGGAAUCGGUCUGAUGCGGUUUGAACAGACGACUGAUGAUGCGAAGCUCUGGGUCCCAAAGCAGUCACGCGUUCUUCCAGAAAAGGCCUGGGUCGAUGAAAACUUUCCCCAGCAAUAUCGAUUCACCUCCGUUAUUGUCACGGCUUAUAAUAUCUUCUCGCCUACAACAAUUAAUUCUAUGUAUGAUAUGUAUCUGCAGUCUCGGAUGACCUUUACUGUCGAUAAUAAAAACCUGGACUACAUGUGUGUCAAGAUUGGUCACAUGUGCCAUGUCAAAAGCCUCCUAGAAUUGUGGCAGUAUAACGGCACAAUCAUUCGAAGUCUAACCCUCGAUGAUAUUCUCCAAACGGUGAACCAGAAGAUAGCAUACAGCCCAACGUACGGUACAGAAUUCAGCCUGGAAUACAUGCUAGGAGGUAUACGUCGAGAUAACCGCGGAAAGAUUUUAGGGGCAGAAUCAGCAACCAUGCUCUGGGUUCUACAUAAAAAUCCUGAGUUUGAAACAGCUGCCCUUGACUGGGAAAAACAGAUGAUAGACAUGGUGAAUGCUGGCCGACCAUAUUUUGCCCAGUCAUAUAUCUAUGCAACAAGGACGUUUGAUGAUGAGGGUUACGGAGCAGUGAAGGCAGACACAUCUCUGUUGACCGCUGGGUUCAUGAUCGUCUAUGUGUUUAUUAUUCUAGUCCUUGGAAGAUUCAAUAUGGUGGAAAACAAGUUAUAUGUGUCCCUGACCGGUAUAUUCACCAUUGGGCUCUCCAUCCUGUUCAGCUACGGGCUCGCCAUGGGCUUUGGGUUCCUCUAUGGGCCCAUACACAAUAUGAUGCCUUUCCUGCUUUUGGGUAUUGGUGUGGAUGACAUGUUUGUGAUCGUUGGAGCAUGGCAGAAUCUCAGUCCUCAAGAACAGAAGCUGCCAAUUGACAAAAAGAUGGCCUUGACCUUGAAACACGCGGGUGUGUCGAUAACGGUGACAUCAGUCACGGAUAUUGUUGCGUUUGCGAUUGGGAGUUCCACGGUCAUCCCAGCUUUAAGCGCUUUCUGUGCGUACGCAGCCUUCGGAAUUCUGGGAUUAUAUUUCCUCGUCUCGACAUUCUUCGUUGCCAUAUUGACUCUGGACGAGCGAAGGAUUAGUGAUAAUCGAAACUCUGUGAUAUUUUGUUAUAAGCAUAAAAACUAUGUGCCAAACUCUUGUAGCAAGCGCGAUAUUAUAGGAUCUUUUAUAAAGAAGAUCUAUGGACCGACUUUAAUGAAAUUACCAUGUAAAGUAUGUGUAGUUAUAGUGACAGCCGUGCUAGUGUGUGUAAAUAUAUGGAGCUUUACUAUGUUGCGACAGGAUUUUAACAUCUACGACUACCUUCCACAAGAUUCAUACGCCACCGAGUAUGUACAAGCCCAGCUGAAAUACUACCCAGACAGGGGAUUUGAUGCUUCCAUAUACUGCGAUGGCAUGGACUACUUUGUAAACAGAAGGAAAUUAGAAGCUAUGUACAGUGACGUAACCAGUGACCCAUAUAUUCAGAAUGGUUCUGUUGUAUUUUGGUACCCAGCAUUCACCAACUACCUCAAAACUACACAAGAUUCCAUGGUUACCUCACAAGUAAAAGAUGGUUUUCCUCAGUCCAGUGAAGCAUUUAACUCCUUGUUGCUGUAUUUCCUACAACAGCGGGAAGGGAGAUCAUUCGGACAGUUCAUCAAGUUUGAUAACUCUUCCACACCAACAAUUCAAGCCACAUAUAUCCCGUUCUUCCACACGCACCAGGCAAGCUCGGCGGGUGAUAUCGAUGCCAUGGAUAGUCUGAUGGCCAUUUUGGACAAGGCCAACUUCGUCAAUGGAUCUUGCUUUUCCUAUGGGUUCAAAUAUCUCAACAAUGAAACAAAUAGGGUGUUAAAGGGUGAGCUGUAUCGGAACCUGGCAUUGGCUGGGUUGUGUGUAUUUAUAGUCACCCUGCUGCUGAUUUCCAAUCUCUGGACCAGCAUCCUUGUCUUCUCAUGUGUUGCUUUCACUGUGAUUGAUGUGACUGGUACCCUGCAGUUUUGGGAUGUGACCAUUGAUACAGCUACUAGCAUUCUGAUCACCCUGUCAGUUGGGUUGGCAGUGGACUAUUCUGCCCAUGUGGGUCACAUGUUCAUGACUUUACUCGGGGAUAGGGAAGAUCGAGCGAAAGCGACACUUUGCAGUAUAGGUCCAGCAGUAUUGAACGGAGGGCUCAGUACCUUCCUUGCCUUUGUACUUCUUGCAAACAGCACGAGUUACGGAUUUAUGCUGUUUUUCCGGGUAUUUAUGACCGUGGUUAUUUUCGGGCUCUACCAUGGGCUUGUAUACCUGCCCGUAAUACUCAGCUGGGUGGGCCCCUCGCCCUACCCCUCAGAAGCAAAAAUGGCGCCCAAGCAUAACGGCAUGGCUGAUCCUAAACACUUGCAUGACGGGGCCAAGAUACAGGGCAACGGUCAUGUUAAGGGAUGUUUCUGUACAGGCUGACAGUGUUUGCCAUCAAUGCAGAUGCACCCUACAUUCAGAACUUCUUAAUCGACCUUCACAUGAAGGUCAAGGUCAUAUAGAUUCACAGCAAUAUUCCAGUACUAUACAAACCAUUUCAAGCAUGGCUGAAAGAAAUGAUACCAGAGCAACUGCUUAUGUUAGAAAUAAUGGGGAUGAGUCACAACAACCUCUUAUGAGUGACCUUGAAAUUGGAAAUUUAUUUGACCUUGGGAAAAUAGAUGAACUUGAUGGUUCAGAGGUCAAGGUCAGAGAAGAAAAUACUCAGAGUUGUCAGGGGUGUGACAAAAAGUGUGUAAUGUGCACCCUACAGCAAGCCCAAAGAGAUAUUCAAUUUGCCCUUGAACAAAUGUCAAGGACAGACUCAACUGAUAUUCAGUCGCGUAGCUGUAAAGUUCACAAUAACGUGACAAAAACUUGUGGUGCUAGCAAUGUUUAAGUUAUUUAUUUGUGUAUUCUGAAGGAAAUUUAUAUAUUAUUUACUGUCAGUAUUUGUAUCACUGUAUUUUAAUCAUGAAAAAGAUUAUUAUUAUUAUUAUUAUUAUUAUUAAGGUAUACCUUUUUAUCAGGUGUUGGUCAAGUACAAAAUUGAGAUUUUUUAUUUAUUAUAUUAAGUUUAUAACUCUACAAUUGCUCUUAUGAAAAUAUUAUUGAAAUAUUUGUAAGCUAUUUACCAAAGAAAAUGCAUAGAUUAUAACUUAUUUCAUAAUACCAUGUAAAUCGAUAUGCUCAUAGAUUAAGAUACUGUUUUGUUAUAACAUUUAAUUAAAUAUUGCCAAAGAUCGGUAUGUUUUGGCUUUUGAAUAUAACUUGCCAUUUUAUAUUUUGCAUUUUGUUUAAGCCAGUCUUGACUUUUAUGAUAUCAAAAUACAUGAUAGUUAAGACUUCAGGCCUGUAGGAGCUGGGCCCGCAGGGGCUACGGUUGUGGCCCCAAUAUUCGGGCUGGUAAUGGCAAUUGGGCCACGAAUGUUUGAUACCGAUUUUCUUAAAAGUCAUAUUUUAAAUAAAGCUACGCGCAUAUAGAUUAAUACCAGUCUGACAUGAUAUUGAAUAAAGGUCACCAUGUCAUAUUUACAACAUCUAGCUUAUUGGGUGUGAAUGGCGUGAAAAUAGUAGGCAGAUUAUUAAAGACGGGUAAGUGAAAGAAGAAGAGACAAUAAGACAAUAAUUAUUUGUAUCGUUUUUGAUGUUUCAUGAAAAUAAAACCAGAACUCACUGGAAAUGGGGUUUUUCAAUGCUUAAUGCUUAUAUACUUCAUUUUGUUAAACUGCAUAACAUAUUUUAGCAUCAUGUUAAAUAUACAUAAUAUAUUGUUAACAUACUUUUAAAAUGUGUUGUAUGCCAUGAAAUCAUGUGUUCAUACAAUAUGCACUUAUGUAUUUGUGUAUACAUGUAUGUGUAUUUGUGUAUAUGUUUAAAUAAUGAUGAAUUGAGAUUUUCAUCUUGAAUCUACAUGUCAGUACACAAUCACUUAGAAUGUUCAUGCUUUUAUAGGAAGAGCUUUUAGUAAUUUAAACUUAUCAUUACAACUAUCCAUACAAUCAUUUAAUUUCAUUAUAAUUGUUUGCAGAUAACAUCAGUGGUAAAGUUUACCUAGUGGGGAAUUGUUUUCCUGCAAGAAUUAUUCUCAUUCAUUUAUAGUCAUACAUUGUGACCUGGGCCAGUAUUCAUGAAACGUCUGAGGUAAUAAUCUAUCUCAAGUCAUUUUCCUCCAUAAGGUAUCUCACUUGUCAUAUAAUAAAAUAUUAUACCUUACUUGAUGUGACCCUUCUAUGUGUAUAUAAUUUUAUGCUAAUGCCUCGGUCCAUAUACACCUUCGGAGGCUGACUGGCCGGUCCUUAUAAUGUCAUAUGACCCUCAGUGGUGUGUAAUAUUUCUUAAAUAAUUCAAAAAUAUCUGAAAUACUUUAUUAACAUUGAUUUUUUUUUUGAAUAUUUAUCAUUUUUAUUUAAAAAAAAAAAACACAAUAAAUUUAAGAAAUGAAUAUUGAGUUCAGAAAUGACUUAAGAUGUUUUAUGAAUACCAGUGCUGGUCCUUGCCCUUGGCAAAACCUCUCAAAAUAUUGUAAGUAACCGGUUAAAGUGUCAUUUUUCAUUUAGCAGAAUAACUUGCUUACACUUCUUUUAAAAAAUAAAAGUAGUUUAUUGUGUCGAUGAUUCAAAAUAAUUUCCUUUAGACAUCUCCUAUCUUAUCAAAAAUAGGUAAUUACCGGAAUGCAAUUUAUACAGAAACGAAAACAAUGCCCUUAAGGGUUAUUGUUUUAUUAAAGGAUUGUUAAAGAAAAUGGGGUCUGAUUUUUUGUUUCUAGAAAUGAAAAUGUUUUCCACAUACAGUAAGUAUAUUCAGAGAUUUCAAAAUAAUAUAAAAAAAAAUUGAAUGAUUUAACCAAAUAUAAGUUAUUUUUUUUAUAUAUAUUUUUUUACAAAAAGCUAUGCACACCCUGGAAAAUGAAAACCCUAUCUAUUUUCUUCCAGAUACUUAUGUAGACACAUGAAAUAUUUCAUAUUUCAUAAUUCAAUGAUCUCAGUAAACUUUUGUUAAGUAAUUAUGCCCCACUUUCAAGAAGAGGGAGUAUAUUGCUUUGCACAUGUCGGUAGGUCAGUUGGUCCAUCGGUAGACGAAAGCUUGUCCGAGUGAUAACUCAACAAUUCCUGGACCAAUUGUCAUUAAAUUUGACUUUAAUGUUGGGCCUGACCAGUAGGUGACCACUAUUGAUUUGAGGAAUCAUAGGGUCAAAGGUCAAGGUCACAGUGACCUUUAACAAGAAAAGGUUGUCAAAGCUUGUCUGAGUGAUAACAUAUCAAUGCCUCGACCGAUGGCCAUCAAACUUGACACCAAGGCUGGGCAUGACCAGUACAUAACCCCGAUUGAUUUUAGGGGUUAUUGGGUCAAAGGUUAAGGUCACAGUGACCUUGAUUGCUGAAAGGUUGUCCAAGUGAUAACUCCACAAUGCCUGCACCCAUGACCCUCAAACUUGACAUGGAGGUUUGGCCUGACCAGAAAAUGACCCCUAUUGAUUUUAUGGUUCAAAGGUCAAGGUCACAGUGACCUUGAAUUCAAACUUGAUAAUUCAUGGACAUAUGGUCAUCAAACUUGACAUGAAGGUUGGGCCUGGCCAGUGGAUGACUCCUAUUGAUUUAAGGGGUCAUUGGGUCAAAUGUCAAGGUCACAGUGACCUUUAAUGCAAAAAGAUUGUCUGAGUGAUAAUUCGACAAUUCCUGCAUCCAUGGCCGUCAAACUUAACAUUAAGGUUGGGGGUACCAAGUAGAUGACCACUAGUGAUGUUUAGGUCAUAAAGUCAAAGGUCAAGGUCACAACACAUAUUGGUCGUUCAAUGACUUGGUAUUGGUCAUUAGAAUGAGCAUGAACAUGAUUGCAAACUGUACCUACUAUCCUCACUCUAUGAAUGAUCAUAAUCUUAAAACUGCCUCAAAGGCAUCCAAUGUCAAUGACAAAUCAGCCGUCAUUUCGGUCCAUGCAUAUUUCUUUCAAUUGUUUAAAUAUUCUUGACAACAUGGCGCUCAGGGGGGCAUAAUGGUUGAAAAACAUCUCUUGUGUGAAGAAGAUUUCAUUUGUUUCAUAAUAUGUAUUGGCUUUUUAGUAUGCUUGUUGAAUGUCAUGAAGAGAUUACAUGUAGUUUGAAAAACUAAAAAAAUUAUGACUUCGAAAUGUCAACCAUCCAAGCAUAUUUCAAAUAAAGGCAUGUUUAAAUAUGAA
This is a messenger RNA of Mya arenaria, 7017 nucleotides long. RefSeq names its product NPC1-like intracellular cholesterol transporter 1. Gene Ontology annotation, cellular component: membrane. The record is from RefSeq and is a predicted model, not a curated record. The coding region runs from base 544 to 3282 and encodes 912 amino acids. The transcript is spliced from 22 exons. NCBI's taxonomy places the organism in Eukaryota, Metazoa, Mollusca, Bivalvia, Myida, Myidae.